AAUUGGCAGACGAGCUUCCGGUGAAGCGUUCACUGGAGAAAGAGUUACAAUCACCAGUGAAACCUGCAGACACAUCACUCAGUCAGACAACGAGUGUAUCCAUAGAUCGAGACAAACAGCUUAGGGGUGGAGUGUAUAGCAGCCCUUUCCCCCUGGCACACGUGAAACAUAAGAAGAAAUCCCCUCGAGCAAGUAAAUCUUACGAAAGCACUCAUCGUGGAAGUCCUCGUGGAGAGGUGUCCCACAACAGUAACUCUAUCCACUGGGAACAUGAUGUUCGACCCCAGGACAUCCCAUCCGCGGGUACCCCUGAUGUGUCAUUUGCAGACUCAGAUGAUGUCCUCUCACCAAGAACAAGAACUAGUCUCCGGGAGAAACAUGCAAAACAUCUUGCCGAUGUCCGGGCCUUCUAUGAGAAGGAGCUGCAGGAUUUGAGGCGGGAGUUGCAGAUGAAAGCAGGUGGUGAUCAUCGGACCCACAAUGCAGCAGUGGAACAGAGGAUAUUAGCCAAUGAAAAUCAGGAACUGAGAAAGAAAUAUCAGCAUCUGCAGGACGCAUACCAUGAUGCUAAAAUUGAAAUCAGAGAGCUGCAGCAGAAAAUCCACGGAUUGGAAAUCAGAGCAGCCGACUACGCAGAACGUUACGAUGCAGCACAGUCUCAGGUGCUGACUCUCAAGUCCAGGCUAGAGGAGCUAGCAGAUUAUGUCAGGGACAAGGAAUCUCUCAUUGCUGAUUUGGAAUCAAAGAACAGGAAAAACACUGACUCCUUACAGUUAGCAUACAAGAAAGAGAAGGAACUUGCAGAUUCCUUACACAAUGCUAGAAAUACAAUUCAGAAGCUGGUUGACAAAUAUGAGACCCUGGAGAAAGAUCAUGACAUCCUGAAGGAGUCCCUGUUAGAAACACAAGAAAAGCUGUAUGCUUUCCGGGCAGAGGUCAUUGAGGUCAACAACAAGCUGUCUCGCUCGGAGCUUGAGAACAAACAACUGAAGCAUGACAUAGAGAACCUCAAGCUAGACCUUGCAAUGGCCCGCAGUGCUGUACCCAUGCAGACAAGCUACGAGGAAGCCUAUCACAAGACCAGCGGCUCUGAUCAGCACCAGUCCUCUUACAGCCACGAUGCCACCGCCAGAUCCAGAUCUGUGGAGAGGUCGUAUAGCAAUCAUCAUAGACAUGAUGAUGAUGACGAUGACAGAGGGGAGACCACUGUAGAGUCAGAAUCUGAUGGAGAAUUCACAAGAUCUCCACUUAUAAAGGCAGAAAAUGAAUGGAAAUUACGGCAGCAAUCGCGAGAUUUUACUCCCAAAUUGCAGCGCAAAUUUUACGGCACAGAAAUACCUGGCAGCUGUGGCGGACCCCCUAUCACAGUGGAUCGUACCAGUGUACACUCAGCAGACUCUCCUCAUUCAUCAGCAAAUCCAUCUCCACGGGAUAAGAGAACCCAUGCUGUUUAUCGGGGAAGGGAGAUCGUUUCUAGAUCCAGCACUUCAAAAUCAUCAUCAUCGUAUGUUCCUAGUUCCCCCACGGAUCGUUCAAGGCUGAGCAGAGACGGGGACAAACGCAGCCCGGGUGGAACUUACAAAGACAAAGAUUCUAAGAAGAAUCACAGCAUGUCACCAAAGAAAUUAACCAUGCUCUCCAACGGACUCACCAGCGAGCAAGCUCUAGAGAAGAUCAAAUCUGGUGAUGUGGUGUCUCGGCCAGCCUGGGAGGAUGUGUACACCUCGCUAGCUGCAGGUCGACCUGGUGGAGGUCGUGAGAUUGCAACUCCACCCGUAAAUUAUACUCGAGAUCAGAUCAUUAAAGAAAGACUGCAGAACAUUGAGAAUCUGGAGAAAAAGUACGAUGAUUUGACCAAUGAGAAACGCAAGCUGGAAGCUUCUUUAAGUAAACUGCCGGCGCAGGGUCAUGGGAGGGAACGAGACAAGCUAGAAAGUGAGUUAGACAGAGUGGACCGAGAUUUGGGGUCCGUGCGCAUGUCACUGAAACGGUACCACGUACUCAAGUCAACUAUAUAA
Messenger RNA from Candidula unifasciata, 2018 nucleotides. The record is from the annotation of a GenBank genome assembly. Lineage: Eukaryota; Metazoa; Mollusca; Gastropoda; Stylommatophora; Geomitridae.